AUGUCUCAAGAGUCAUCAAGUAAGCCGGACAUCGUACCAAAGGAAGAGAAACGUUCCCCUUUCUCUACAUAUAAAAAGGCCGCUCUUAUUUUUUUAUUCAGCGUUGUUCUAUACUAUUUCUACCCAACUCGUACCAACACCACUAACAACGACUACACAAUGCCAAGCUUAUUCAAAUUACGUUCUAUUGCAAACCACUUUAUCCCUAGAGAGGUAGCGGAAGGUGUUGGUGCCAGAGUGAAGAGAUCUGUCGGGUCGAUGCAGCAGAGACGGUUCACACCGUUUUUAAUGCUGGAUGACUUCACCGUCAAGUCCCCUUCAGGGUUCCCGGACCACCCUCACCACGGUCAAGAAACGAUCACGUAUGUUAUUGACGGAUUGAUUGCUCACGAAGAUUUCACUGGGUCCAAGGGUGUUCUUCGUCCUGGGGAUUUGCAGUUUAUGACUGCUGGCAAAGGUAUCGUGCAUUCUGAGAUGCCUGUAGAAAUGGAAGACGGGAGACCAGCAAGAGGCUUGCAGUUGUGGGUUGACUUGCCCAAAGACCUGAAAAACUGUGAACCAAGAUACAGAAACCUUAGAUCAGAGGACAUACCAGUGGUGAAGCCCCAUGAAAACUUGGAGGUACGUGUCAUUAGCGGGAAAUCGUACGGCACUGAAUCUGUAAAAGAUUUGGCCUAUACUCCUAUAGACUUCUAUUAUAUGCUUGCCUCCAAGGCUGGUACCGAGUUUGCUCAAGAAAUCCCAAGCGAUUUCAAUGCUUUCCUAUACGUUAUGAAAGGGUCUGUGGUCAUCAACGAAAAAGUAUUUAAACAGAACACCGCUAUAUUCUUCGAUACCGACGGUGAAGGAGUUGCUGGCCAAGCCGGUUCUGAUGACACCGAAUUCGCCAUUAUUGGUGGUAAAAUUUUGGACCAACCGUUAGUACAACACGGUCCAUUUGUCGAAACGGACCAGGAGAAACUUUACGAGGCAUUUAUGAACUAUGAGGGAUACACUAAGGGGUUUGAGAGAGCGAAAGGGUGGAGAUCUGAUAUUGCAUCCGGUAUCAACGAAAGCGAAGCCAAACAGUUGCUAGAGUAG
Molecule: messenger RNA, 1080 nt
Organism: Huiozyma naganishii CBS 8797
Lineage: Eukaryota; Fungi; Ascomycota; Saccharomycetes; Saccharomycetales; Saccharomycetaceae
Product: pirin family protein
Exons: 1
Coding region: 1-1080 (359 amino acids)
Source: RefSeq, a predicted model, not a curated record